Molecule: messenger RNA, 476 nt
Organism: Paramuricea clavata
Lineage: Eukaryota; Metazoa; Cnidaria; Anthozoa; Malacalcyonacea; Plexauridae
Source: the annotation of a GenBank genome assembly
AUGAGCAACACAAGCAGAACUGUAGAAGGCAAGGACGAAAAUGAGAUGUAAGUAUAGUCAUUGAACUGGUGAAAUAAAAAGGUGAUCUUUUUUUGUACUUUUUUAAAUAUAAACGUCAAAGCUUUAUUUUGCAGAAGCUGACAAGACGAACUCUUGCAUUAGAGAAUGUGGAUAUCACCGUGAAAAAAAGAGGAAGAGCUGCGGAAGUAUUGGUCGAGGAGGCAAUGUCGAGUGAAGAGAGCUGUGUGGAGGAGGACGAAAAUGGAAAACCAAUUAUUCUUGGUUAUAAAAUAAAGCGACUGUCGUGGGAAAGCAGGAGAUUCACAAGUGUGAAACAAUAUUUGGACAAGGCAAUGGCAGAAAGCCAGACUCAAAGGGCACGGGACAGAGCUCUCCCACGAACAGACCACGAAGAGGAAUCACCUAUGUUGCCCCCAAAGGACCUCCCCGAUUGGGCAAUUUCCUCCACUGAAUGA